AUGUCCGGUAGCACUGCGAACCGUAUCAAGGAGGGUGCAAGAAGCGCCGCUACCAAAGUCGAGAGUGCGACGACAGAAGCAGUAAACAACCCGGUACAGGCCAAGAAUGACUUCCUUCAUUUACCGCUCACGCGAGCUGCCCUACCUUUUGUCAAUGGAGGUCUUGCGGGCAUGUUCGCAACGGGUUGUAUUCAACCCAUAGACAUGGUCAAAGUGCGCCUGCAAUUGGCAGGCGAAGGCAUAAAGACGGGACCGAAACCUUCGGCCAUCGGUAUCACAAAGGAUAUCAUUGCUCAAGGUAAAGUUCUAGACUUGUACACUGGCCUUUCAGCAGGCCUCUUAAGACAGGCAGUCUAUACCACUGCAAGACUAGGAUUCUUCGACACUUUCCAGAACAUGCUGCAAGCCAGAGCCGAAAAGAAUGGCACAAGCAUCGGCUUCUUGGAACGUGGUGCUGCCGGUCUCACCGCCGGUGGUCUUGCCGCGAUGGUGGGCAAUCCUGCAGAUCUGGCUCUCAUUCGCAUGCAAUCCGAUGGCCUCAAGCCCAAGGAAGCUCGAGCAAAUUAUCGAUCCGUCUUCGACGCGCUCACGAGAAUCGCCAAAGCUGAAGGAGUUACUGCUCUUUGGGCGGGUGCAUAUCCCACCGUUGUGCGUGCUAUGGCUCUCAACUUCGGUCAGCUUACCUUUUUCGCCGAGUCCAAGGCUCAGCUGAAAACUCGUGCGCCCCAACUGUCUGAGAGUGCCAAUCGAUUUGGUGCAUCUGCAAUUGCUGGGUUCUUCGCUUCAUUCUUCAGCUUGCCAUUUGAUUUCGUCAAGACGAGACUGCAAAAGCAGCAGAAGGGUCCCGAUGGAAAACUCCCUUAUGCUGGCUUCCUUGAUUGCGCCAAGAAGGUCGUUCGUGAUGAAGGCUGGCUGAGAUUCUAUCGUGGAUUCGGAACCUACUAUGUCAGAAUUGCACCCCAUGCUAUGAUCACCUUGAUCGUCGCCGAUUACCUCAAAUUGAUCACGGCUUAA
Messenger RNA from Exophiala bonariae, 1014 nucleotides. It is a transcript of the gene MIC33, whose product is annotated as putative mitochondrial 2-oxoglutarate/malate carrier protein. Bases 1 to 1014 code for a protein of 337 amino acids. Gene Ontology annotation, biological process: transmembrane transport. The transcript is spliced from 2 exons. The record is from RefSeq and is a predicted model, not a curated record. NCBI's taxonomy places the organism in Eukaryota, Fungi, Ascomycota, Eurotiomycetes, Chaetothyriales, Herpotrichiellaceae. Gene Ontology annotation, molecular function: transmembrane transporter activity.